Acomys russatus (golden spiny mouse) is the source of this 2275-nucleotide messenger RNA. It is a transcript of the gene Cnksr1, whose product is annotated as connector enhancer of kinase suppressor of Ras 1. Lineage: Eukaryota; Metazoa; Chordata; Mammalia; Rodentia; Muridae. The record is from RefSeq and is a predicted model, not a curated record. Gene Ontology annotation, molecular function: protein binding.
CCUGGCCCAGCCCGGCCGGCGGCGGGCUCCGGGCUCUGUCUGGGAGCGGAAAUUCCUGCAGGGGCUGGACGUUGGCGGGCGGAGCUCAGCAUGGAGCCCGUGGAGGCCUGGACCCCCGGGAAGGUGGCAGCCUGGCUGAGAGGCCUUGAUGAUGCCCUGCAGGACUAUCCCUUCGAGGACUGGGAGCUGCCUGGAAAGUACCUACUGCAGCUGUGCCCCCAAAGCCUCGAAGCUCUGACCGUGUGGCCUUUGGGCCACCAGGAGCUCAUUCUACAUGGCGUGGAACAGCUCCAGGCCCUGGGCUCCAAGCUCCAGACAGAGAACCUGCAGAGCCUGACUCAAGGGCUGCUAGAAAGGACCCAGGCCUUCCAGGGCUUGGUCCAAGGCCGCCUGGGAGACUGUGUGGAGAUCCCUGCUGAUGUCCUCAGUGCUGCCGUAGAGCUGGUGCGGGAGGCCCAUGCGCUUCUCUCCUGGCUCAACAGGUACCUCUUCUCCCACCUGAAUGACUUCUCCUCCUGCCAAGAGAUUGGCGUGUUGUGCGGGGAGCUGGGCCAGGUCUUGCAGGAGGACUGCCCAGAGGCUGAGAAGGAAAGCAACAUCUUAAGGAUUUGCAGCCACAUGGCUGGGAUCUGCCGCAACGUCCUGAGCUACAGCCCUGAGGAGCUGCUCAGCCAGAGGGCCGUGUUGGAGCAAGUACAGCUGGAUGACCCUUCGAGCCUGGAAAUCUACACCGCCAGCAACUGCCUGCACUUCGUGUCCCGAGUAGGUGUCCAGGCUACCACCGGCUCCCAGGUCCUGCCAGGAGAUGAGAUCGUUCAGAUCAAUGAGCAGGUGGUGGUGGGCUGGCCCCACAAGAACGUGCUGAGGGAGCUGUUGAGGGAACCAGCAAGGGUCAGCCUGGUGCUGAAGAAGAUUCCUGUGCCAGAGACCCCUUCUCAGACACCCCUGAGCUCCCCUCACCUGUUAAGCCAGUCACUGCCUCUGAACCCACUGUCUCCCAGGGUUCCAUCUGAAGGUCUUUUUGCCUUUAACCCGUCUGCAGAAGGAAGCCCUAGAGCCAGCCCUACCUGGACAGGCUCUACCUCCCUUGACGCUAAGCCCCUGCCUACUUCCCCCGGAGCCCCGGAGACACUUCCAGAAGAAACAGCAGAGCCUCUGGAGUCUUCAGGGCACCCUGAUCAGAGUCCCGCCCUUGGUCGGAAGAAAUCAAAAGGUGUGGCCACGAGGCUGAGCCGCCGGCGGGUGUCCUGCCGAGAGCUGGGGCUGCCAGACUGUGAUGGAUGGCUUCUGCUGCGGAAAGUAGCCGGUGGCUUUAUGGGCCCACGCUGGCGCCGCUGCUGGUUUGUGCUCAAGGGACACACCCUGUACUGGUACCGCCAACCCCAGGAUGAAAAAGCUGAAGGGCUUAUCAACAUCUCCAACUACAGUCUGGAGAGUGGACAUGACCAGAAAAAGAAAUAUGUGUUCCAGCUGACCCAUGACGUGUACAAGCCGUUCGUUUUCGCUGCUGAGACCCUGUCUGAUCUGAGCAUGUGGGUACGUCAUCUCAUUACCUGCAUUUCCAAGUACCAGACUCCAGGCCGGGCCCCCUCCGCCAGACGGGAAGAUUGCUACAGCGAGACAGAAGCCGAAGACCCUGACGAGGAGGCUGGGUCCCGCUCAGCUUCACCCAGCCCAGCUCAAGCGUGGAGUGACACAUCACCCACAGCGUCACCCUUGCCGAGUCCAAGGACCUCCUUUGGAUCUUCAGCAGACAGCAGUGACAGAGCGCUGGAAGGAAUGGUACGGGGACUGAGGCAGGGCGGAGUGUCCCUCCUGGGCCAGCCACAGCCCCUGACCCAUGAACAAUGGCGGAGCUCUUUCAUGCGGCGCAACCGUGACCCUCAUCUCAACGAGCGAGUACACCGUGUCCGGGCUCUACAGAGUACACUCAAGGCAAAGCUGCAGGAACUGCAGGCCCUGGAAGAAGUGCUGGGUGACCCUGAGCUCACGGGAGCAAAGUUCCGCCAGUGGAAAGAGCGGAACCUGGAGCUAUACUCAGAGGGCCUGAGGACCUGGGGAGGGAUGUGGGCCCAGAAUAGCUCAACCCCAACCUCUGACUCCAGAGGCCAGUCGCCACAGCCCCUGCCCUCUGAGCCCGAGGAGACCUCCCAGCUUUUUCCCUUGACCCCAGAGAACAGCCUCCAACCUCCUGACCUCUGACCUCUGACCCUGGCUAGUGCCUGGCUCCUGACCUCUGACUCUGGCUGAGAACUACCUCACUUUCAGCCUUUGA